Molecule: messenger RNA, 714 nt
Organism: Python bivittatus (Burmese python)
Lineage: Eukaryota; Metazoa; Chordata; Lepidosauria; Squamata; Pythonidae
Source: RefSeq, a predicted model, not a curated record
CACUGGCAGCCUGCGGGUGUUUCUUCCUCCUGGGGGGUGCCCUGGCCCUCUGCUAUAAGAAGAAGGCGAUGACCUCGGCUCGGGACCAGCCUCUCCCUGCUCCGGAUCUCUACAUCGCCAAGCCCCAUUUUGCUGUGACCAAACGCUCCGCGUGGCUCAUUUCGACUCCCCGCCCCGCCCCGGCGCCCUCCAGCGACAUUGUCUCCAGCCCCCCCCGUCCUUCCGCCACCGUAACGGGGCCCGGAGUCCCGCCCGCCUGUCGGGCCCCGGAUCGGGGAUGCUGGACCUGCCGGGGCCCCCAUUCCCACAGGCACGCGGCCCUGAUUCCCUGCUGUUUUCCAGGCAGCCCCGUCCCCUCCCUUCCCGAGACCGCCCUGCUGGUGGACAAAGUCCCCGCACAUCACCGCUCGCUGCAGCAGGGGAGGAAGCUGUACACCGUCAUCAACGCCGUGCCGGUGCGCCGCUGGAAGGAGUUUGUCAGGGGCCUGGGGCUGCAGGACGGUGAAAUCGAGCUGGUGGAGCUCGAGCACUCCCAGUUCCGCGAGCAGCAGUACGAGAUGUUGAAACGCUGGUGUCAGCGGCGGGGCGCCUCGGUGGACGCCGUCUUGGCCACCCUGGAGGCCAUGCAGCUGGGGGGCUGUGCCCAGGAGCUGAGGGAGCAACUGGAGGUGGAGCCCUUGCAGGGGGCUGCCCUCCAACUGGGUUGACUCGGUG